CACCGAUUUCGGAUUUAUCCAACUUAUUAGUCGUGAUGGAGGAUUGCUACAUACUACCAUGUUCCCCACAGCUCCUGUGCGAGGACCGCUUCUCUCUUCUCGAUUCAUAUGAGCUGCAGGUGCCAUUCUGGGAGUUGUUCAAUGCGCUUAUGGGCGAAGAAGUCAACAGCCCGCGAGAUGUUGUUGAUCUACUUGAAUCCAUAGCAAUUUCACUGAGACAGAAGACCAAUACGGACUAUGGCUUUCUCCGAGAUUUUAUGAAGGGACUGAAGGACGAUUUCUAUACGCGGACAUGGCCUGCGCUUGUUGGACUUGCGCUGGAAAUGCCAUCACUCUUCCCAGAGCACAGUCUAACCAUCCUCUCGCCCAAAAGCCCCCAGCUCAAGCUAUCUAGGCAGCAAACAGCUUGUCUUGUUGUCCACCAAUUUCUUUGCACUUUGACUGCCCCGACGUGGCAAGAUGGGUAUCAAGACUUCCAUAUCUGGUAUAACUCAGAGCAACCACACGCCGGCGCCGUCGAUGCAUAUCUCACAGCUCUGUUCACAUAUUUUGACCGGAUAACCGACACGGAUGACUACUCGCCUCUCGCAGCUGACCUAGGUUCCUGGCCAAUAUCGUACACCCUCCACACGAACCGGGAUCCCCUACCCACCUUGCAACGCAAGCUUUUACCCUUGGAAGUUUUGGAGUUAUCAGCCGCAAGCACAUCUCCGGAGCUCCUCGGGAUUCCAGACGGCGCGUCCGUGAUCUCCGCGAACAAGUUUGUUGGGUUUGGUCGGACAGGCACACAGGAGGAGACGCAUGUAGGCGCAUCACCAGAGUGCUGUCCUGCAGUUCUUGUAACUCCGCCCCUGGCGGAUAACCAGGCCCUCGUAGUCGUGGGCCCUGAGGCAAUGAUUGUCAUUGCAGGUUACGGCCGCGACGCUCGAUGCGCAGAAGUGCUCGUGCCGAGCGGUGGCUCUGCUAUACAUCACGGCAAAUGGGCCAAGCGCACAAUGCUGUUUGUUGAUGCUUUGGAGCUUGACAUGGCGGAUAGGAGUGGGGGUUUACCUGAUGUACUUCCUGGAAAUGUGGAAAGAGAACUCCGCAAGGCCUAUACUGGGUUCCGGGCAAGCUAUAUAACUUGUGAGGGUAACCGGAGAGAGCCAUUCUCGGUGAUAUACACUGGUUUCUGGGGCUGUCGCACAUUUGGUGGUAAUCCGGAUAUCAAAGCCUUGAUACAGUGGUGCGCUGCAUCUCUUGCUGAUAGCUCAAUGAAGUUCAUAUGCUCGACUUCAGAACAGCAUGAAUUUGCAGUUAAUUUACGAAGCUUCAUUGAGUACACUUCUACCAAUGGUAUUAGAACCGACGAACUCCUACAGAUAUUACUAGACCUGACGCCAGGUGGCCUUGAUGGCCUGCAACAUCCAAUGGAGCAUGUCCUCAAAGUUUUAAGGUCUCACGAGUAAUAUACACUAUAGGUACAAUAAUGUCUCUUAUAUCCUACUAUAGUUUCAAAUUUAUAAGCUAUUCAAAUUUAUACAUGGU
Messenger RNA from Pseudogymnoascus verrucosus, 1527 nucleotides. RefSeq lists its product as uncharacterized. Lineage: Eukaryota; Fungi; Ascomycota; Leotiomycetes; Thelebolales; Thelebolaceae. The coding region runs from base 36 to 1448 and encodes 470 amino acids. The record is from RefSeq and is a predicted model, not a curated record. The transcript has a single exon. Gene Ontology annotation, cellular component: nucleus; cytoplasm. Gene Ontology annotation, biological process: nucleotide-sugar metabolic process; ATP generation from poly-ADP-D-ribose; carbohydrate metabolic process. Gene Ontology annotation, molecular function: poly(ADP-ribose) glycohydrolase activity.